AUGAAGAUCUUGUUACUCUUUGCUGUUUUCUUCUGGGUGGUCCAAGAAAACUCAGGGGACAUACCACCUGGAAUCAGAAAUACUAUCUGCCUCAUGCAGAAAGGCCACUGCAGACUUUUUAGGUGCCGUUUUGGUGAGAAAAAGGGGGACAUCUGCUCUGACCCCUGGAACAGAUGCUGCAUCCCCAUUUCCCUUAACAACGGAGAUAGAUAA
Messenger RNA from Onychomys torridus (southern grasshopper mouse), 213 nucleotides. Its product is annotated as sperm-associated antigen 11-like. The coding region runs from base 1 to 213 and encodes 70 amino acids. The transcript is spliced from 2 exons. Gene Ontology annotation, biological process: antimicrobial humoral immune response mediated by antimicrobial peptide. The record is from RefSeq and is a predicted model, not a curated record. Gene Ontology annotation, cellular component: extracellular region. Lineage: Eukaryota; Metazoa; Chordata; Mammalia; Rodentia; Cricetidae.